Messenger RNA from Racocetra persica, 556 nucleotides. Lineage: Eukaryota; Fungi; Glomeromycota; Glomeromycetes; Diversisporales; Gigasporaceae. The record is from the annotation of a GenBank genome assembly.
AGUUACUCAAAAACCAUUAAAAUCGAUUCUUCAAGAAGCAAAUGAGAAAAAAGCAGAAAUAAUUCAACUGUUCAAAGAAAUUUCUCUUGAUUUGGAGGGUGUAAAUUAUUAUAGGUAUCAUAAAAACAUUUCUCCCUCAAUUCAAGAGUAUAUUGAGGCUAUUUCAUUUUUAGAAUAUUUGCAAAAUGAUCGGUUGAUUACAAAAGAUCAAGUUGAAAAUGAUUUCAUGGAUGAAACUGACUAUAUAAUGGGUCUUGCUGAUCUAACUGGUGAAUUAAUGCGAUAUGCAAUUAAUAGUGUUGGAAAAGGGGAUCAUGAUCGAGCGAUUAAAGUUUGUCAAUUCCUGCGUGAUAUAAAAAUUGAUUUUGAAAUUCUUAAAAUUCAUACAAGAUCUCCCUUGGGUCGAAAAAUGGAUGCAAUGCGCCAAAGUUUAUCAAAAGUUGAAGAUGCCUGCUAUGCCCUAACGAUUAGGGGCUCAGAAUAUCCCAAAGAAUUUUAUCAACACAUUGUUAGUGAACAUGCGAGAAAUUACGAAUAUACAGAAGAAGAGGAGUAA